Messenger RNA from Sesamum indicum (sesame), 2857 nucleotides. RefSeq names its product protein PIN-LIKES 2. Gene Ontology annotation, cellular component: membrane. NCBI's taxonomy places the organism in Eukaryota, Viridiplantae, Streptophyta, Magnoliopsida, Lamiales, Pedaliaceae. The record is from RefSeq and is a predicted model, not a curated record. Gene Ontology annotation, biological process: endoplasmic reticulum to cytosol auxin transport.
ACUGAUUGCUUUAUGAACUGUGUCAUUAACGUGUGGGCCGAAGACAUCCAUGCCAAGUGCUCGAAGAGAAAAAUAAUAAUCCCCGACUGUAUAAUAUAUUCAAGAAAAAGGCCUCACAGAAUAUUUCCACGCCAUUUCUGGUUCGAGUUUAACUGGCUUCCACCUGUAGUCAGCGCCUUCGUCACCACCCGAGUCCGUGAUUCGAUUUCUCUGCGUUCUUUGUAUGUUAAAUGUGGAACCUGUUUGUCUAUAGUUGUUCUGCUUCAGUUCAAGAAACUCUGCUGUAAUUCAUGUUAGUUCUUCGUUUACAGUUUUAGGCUUGCAAGACUGCUCUUUUGACGAUGUUGUUGGAGCCAUUUUUGUGCAGUAAUUUGGAUUUGUCUGUGGUUGGCUGUUGUUGUGUUCGGUCUCAGACUUGCCCUUUUUCUGCCCCUUGAGUAUUAUGCCUUUGCUCUUGGUGUAGACUCUCUAAAGGGUAGAAAUUCAGGAAGCCCUUUCGCAGAGCUUGUAAUCUUCAGUUAGUGUUUGAAUUUUGAUGGGAUUUCAGAAGGUGGGAAGUUUUGCGUGAGGUUUUCGUGGGUGUUUUUUGCUUCAAUGGAAUCACUUUUAAGUUUAGGGCAAAGUAACGUGCAGUCCACAAAGCAAGAUCUUGUAUAUUCUGUUGUUCCAUUGUUGAAACUCAUCUGUCUGACUGUCAUUGGAUUGAUUCUUGGCCACCCAAAAGCUCAGUUAGUUCCAAGAGCCACUUUCAAGCUUCUUAGCAAGCUUGUGUUUGCCCUGUUCUUGCCCUGUUUGAUCUUCAUCCAUCUUGGGGAAACUGUAACUCUCAGGAAUUUUGUUCGGUGGUGGUUCGUACCUGUUAAUGUGAUUCUCAGUACUGUAAUUGGUGCUUUAUUGGGGUUGUUGGUGGCAAAAGUAUGUAAGCCUCCUCCGGAAUAUAUUAGGUUUACAGUCAUGAUGACUGCGUUUGGGAACACUGGCAAUCUCCAUCUUGCUAUCAUUGGGUCGGUUUGCCAUGGUGCCCACAAUCCAUUUGGUCCAGCGUGUCAGAAAACUGGGACAGCUUAUGUAUCGUUUGCCCAAUGGGUUGCUGUGCUCAUUCUUUAUACUCUUGUUUACCACCUGAUGGAUCCCCCGUUUGAGCGUUAUGAGGUUGUUGAUGAUGGUAUUGAAAUUCAAGAAUUAUCCACAAAUGAUCUCAAUCUGCCACUUCUUUUGGAAACUGAGUUGCCUGCAAUGGGUAAAACUUCGUUUAUUGCUAGAUCAAGCCUAUCACGAAAUUCUGUACCAGAACCUGAUAUGUUGGAGGAAGGAGGUUCUGGUGCGGGUCCAGGAAGUCCAAAAUCCCUUGGAUGUUUGACAGAGUCUCAAAUUGUCCGAAAAAUAAGAAUUGUAGCAGAGGAAACUCCAGUCAGCCACAUUUUUCAGCCUCCAAUAUUUGCUACAAUUUUGGCUUUCAUUGUUGGUAUGGUUCCUCCAAUCAAAUCUGUCGUCUAUGGCUAUGAUGCGCCUCUUUCAUUCAUCACAGAUAGUUUAGAAAUUUUAGCUGGAGCAAUGGUUCCUUCUGUAAUGCUUAUUCUUGGAGGAAUGCUUGCCGAGGGGCCUAAUGAAUCGAGGCUUGGAUUUCGAACUACAAUUGGCAUCAUUGUAGCAAGACUUUUGAUACUCCCCUUGGCUGGCUUAGGAAUUGUUUCUUUAGCUGAUAGACUAGAAUUUCUAAUAGCUGGGGACCAAAUGUAUCGAUUUGUGCUUCUGUUGCAGUAUACAACUCCAAGUGCCAUCUUGUUGGGAGCAAUCGCUAGCUUGAGGGGUUAUGCAGCUAGUGAAGCUUCAGCACUCCUAUUUUGGCAACACAUCUUUGCUGUCUUCUCUCUUACAAUAUAUGUAAUAAUCUACUUCAAGAUGCUGCUUUCUUGUGUUUGAGGUCUGUUUCCAACUUACUCAGAUUCUUCUAGGCGGAUGAACCUUGUACAGUUGAAAGAACGAUGAUGCCAUAUUCUGUUAGCCAGAACAAUUGAUAGAAAAUGCAGAGAAAAUUCUUACUAUUUCCUUCAGUGAAUUGGUGAAGAUUGUUGUCUAUUUUUGGUGCUCUGAGUAGCCGACUUCAAAAACCUACGCUCCUGUAUAAAAGACAACUUUUUCCUGCCAUGGAUUAUAGAGAUUCUCACCAUAAAACAUCCAUUCUGUUGACAAAUUGUUGGAGGCAUGCAGAUUGUCACUUUCUCAAGGGAGAAGUCUAAAAGAAAACCGUGCUACGCCAGUUUAAGAUGUUUCAACUUACAGUCGUUUGAUGCUGACAUCUCCAGCUGAAUAGAAUCUUAUCAAUACCGCUUCAGAACUUACUUUGGUAUUUAUUCUGACCAACUAUUCCUUACCGUCAUACUUGACUGUAGUUCCUCCAUGACAUAGAAUUGUAAAUGUGCUUACUUAACAUGAUUUGCCUCUCAUAAAUUUUAGUGAAAUCAAAGUAGCUUUAUGCCGUUCAGCUGUUGAUCCCAUGUUCAUGCUCGAUUUUGUUGUUAAUCUGUAUCAAAUUUAUCCCUCACAACAAGCAGGGCAAGAUGUCAUGCACUUGGCUUCUGUAUCUCCCCAAGCCAUUGGCAAAUACACGUUUCAGCAUCAUGAUUCCCCCCUUAGCAUUCAGUUAUACGGCGAGCCAUCAAAGCCCUCUUAAACAAUGUGAUGUAAAUUUCAAAAGGCACAAUGUGUUCUAGUUCUGCAAUAUCUUCUUCUUGAGUGAGCCAGUAUCUUUUUUGCAGAUGUCAGAAUGCUUGAUGCUUGCAUUAUCUCUGUCUUUGAUUAUGUAUCUCGUUUUCAGAUGAUAAUUCAACCCAUUCUAGAUUACUUGUGUUCUGUC